Messenger RNA from Cavia porcellus (domestic guinea pig), 1075 nucleotides. It is a transcript of the gene Ssu72, whose product is annotated as SSU72 homolog, RNA polymerase II CTD phosphatase. The coding region runs from base 210 to 794 and encodes 194 amino acids. Gene Ontology annotation, cellular component: nucleus; mRNA cleavage and polyadenylation specificity factor complex. Gene Ontology annotation, molecular function: RNA polymerase II CTD heptapeptide repeat phosphatase activity. NCBI's taxonomy places the organism in Eukaryota, Metazoa, Chordata, Mammalia, Rodentia, Caviidae. Gene Ontology annotation, biological process: termination of RNA polymerase II transcription. The transcript is spliced from 5 exons. The record is from RefSeq and is a predicted model, not a curated record.
AUUUGACUCGUGUUGUCUAUUGAGCUGCGCCUCUUGAGAAGAUCGCGCGCCUUAGGGGCGGGGCCGCGGGGAGGUCUCGUCGUGUGUUUGCUCACGCUGUGCCACUGUCACUUCCGCUUCGUCGACUUCCGGCCGCCGCCAUCUUGCUAACGCGGAAGUCUCCGAGUGGUAGGAGUCCGGGCCGGGGCGCGGACUGUGCGGCUGGCGCUAUGCCGUCGUCGCCUCUACGUGUGGCGGUGGUGUGCUCGAGUAACCAGAACCGAAGCAUGGAGGCGCACAAUAUCCUCAGCAAGCGAGGAUUCAGCGUCCGAUCCUUUGGAACAGGAACUCACGUGAAACUCCCAGGACCAGCACCAGACAAGCCCAAUGUUUAUGAUUUCAAAACCACAUAUGACCAGAUGUACAAUGACCUGCUCAGGAAAGACAAAGAACUCUACACCCAGAAUGGAAUUUUGCAUAUGCUGGACAGAAAUAAGAGAAUCAAGCCUCGGCCAGAAAGGUUCCAGAACUGCAAGGACUUGUUUGACCUGAUCCUGACCUGUGAAGAGAGGGUUUAUGAUCAGGUGGUGGAAGAUCUGAAUUCCAGAGAACAGGAGACCUGCCAGCCAGUGCACGUGGUCAAUGUGGACAUCCAGGACAACCAUGAGGAGGCCACACUAGGAGCCUUCCUCAUCUGCGAGCUCUGUCAGUGUAUCCAGCACACGGAGGACAUGGAGAAUGAGAUCGAUGAGCUGCUGCAGGAGUUCGAGGAGAAGAGCGGCCGCGCAUUCCUGCACACCGUGUGCUUCUACUGACCCCACCCGGCCUCCUGGAUGCUCCCCACCCCCACCCCUGCAUCCCACUCCUACCCCCGUGUCCGGGGUACCGCGGUGUCACCCCAUGCACUGCGCGGGCACAGGACGGAAGGUGGGCCGCGGGCACGGUCGUCUCCGCCCCCUUAAGCUGGAGAGGACGCGCCCAGCAUGUGUGCCUCUGCCUGGCCUGGCCCUUGAUCCCCAGCUGUAGGUUGUGCAUACCUGAGCGGCCACAGCCCAGCCAGAGGCGCUGGAGUUGCCCAAUAAACGAGAUGCUGCUA